AUGGCCGGCUCCCCGCCCGAAUCGCCCUCGGGCGUUCCACCACGGCCGGUGAGCGCAAUGAUGCGUCCCCCAAGGACCACGAGUCGCAUGAGUAUGACAAGUAAGGCCGGUGGCAGUCGAGCCUCGGACGAGGACAGCAAGACGUCCGUGAAAGUUGCCGUUCGCGUGCGACCGCCCCUUAACCCAACUGAUCCCGGCUUCGAACUCAUCCCACAAAGAUUUCAGCGGUCGAUGGUCCAAGUAACUUCGCCCACGAGCCUGGCUGUCGACUCUCCACAAGGACGGAAACUCUUUGUGUUCGAUAGGGUGUUUGGCCCGGAUGUCAACCAAGAAGGCGUCUGGGACUACCUGAUUGAGAGUACAAAUGCCUUUGUGCAAGGCUACAAUGUUUCGCUGCUGGCGUAUGGCCAAUCCGGCGCAGGAAAGUCGUACACGAUGGGAACAUCUGGGCCGGGCGAGCAGGCCGAUAUGGAUGUCAUGGGUGUUAUCCCCCGUGCUGCAACCGCACUUUUUGAGAAACUCGAGGGUCGCCCAGCAGUCAGCAACCGAAACUCUGGAAUCCGGACUCCCAUGCGGUAUUCGAUGAACGCUGCUGCAAUUAUGUCUAAAGCUACCGAGAAGAAUUGGACACUGAAGGCAACUUAUGUGGAAAUUUACAACGAGCAGCUGCGAGAUCUGUUACUUCCAGAGAAUACGCCCGCAAAUGAAAGGGGCCAGGUCACCAUCCGAGAAGAUACGAAGGGUCACAUUUUCAUGACGAAUUUGCACCAAGUUGAGAUCCACACCGUGGAAGAUUUGAUGCGCGCCCUGAACUUUGGAUCCUCCAUCCGUCAGACUGAUGCUACAGCUAUCAACGCAAAGUCAUCGCGGUCACAUGCCGUCUUCAGUUUGAAUCUUGUCCAGCGCAAGAGCAAGCUGCAAACCGCCCAGGGUGCGGAAAAACGGUUUUCGGUUCCGCUGGAGGCUAUGACGGGCGGAGACACCAUGGUUACAAUCGAUAGCAAGUUUCACUUCGUGGAUUUGGCUGGAAGUGAAAGAUUGAAGAACACCGGUGCGCAGGGCGAUCGAGCCAAGGAGGGUAUCUCAAUCAAUGCUGGGCUGGCCAGUCUGGGCAAGGUCAUCUCUCAGCUAUCUUCCCGGCAGGCUGGAUCUCACGUGUCGUAUCGUGAUUCCAAGCUCACUCGAUUACUGCAAGAUUCUUUGGGCGGCAACGCAAUUACGUAUAUGAUUGCUUGUGUUACGCCGGCGGAAUUUCAUCUGAGCGAGACCCUGAACACCGUCCAAUACGCACAACGGGCUCGGGCUAUCCAAAGCAAACCCCGCAUCCAGCAGGUGUCAGAUAACGAGGGCGAUAAACAGGCGCUGAUUGAUCGUCUGAAGGCGGAGGUUGCGUUCCUGCGGGAGCAAAUUCGGAGCACCGAGCGCGGUGGUGAUCGCCGAACUGCUACGAUCGAGAGGCCUGAGCGUCAAAAUGAACGAGAGAUGGAACUCCAAAAUCAACUUCUCGAUACCCAGGAAAACUAUACAACGCUCAGUCAGCGACAUGCAAGGCUCAUUUCGGAGAUGGCCAAGGCCCGAGAUGGUGAAAUCGCGGAGAACGAAAAUUUAGAGCAUUCUCUCGGCGAUAGCGCAACAGAGCGACUAAAACGGUCAAACUCGUUUGCCGAAGCCGUGGAGCAGGUGGUUUUGGAAUACGAAAAGACAAUCCAAAGUCUCGAGCAAUCCUUGUCUAGCACGCGGGGAUCUCUGUCGAACACGGAGACCAUCCUAUUGGAGAAGGAAACCAAGUGUGCAUACGUCGAGACUGUCAACCAACAGCUGCAGGCACGCCUCCAGAAGCUCAUUGAUCGAGAAGCCAGCACUGAAAACUAUCUUCAUGAUUUGGAAGCGAAGCUUGAUGGUCAUACUUCCGGCGAAGAGAAGAACUCCGCAAUUAUCAUGGAGCUCCGCAAAGAGAUUGCCCGCGUUCGUGAGAAUGAAGCCAGCUGUGAGGACUACAUAUCGACGCUUGAAGAACGACUCGCCGAAGCAGAUCAAGACGCCGAAUUAAUGCAACGUGAAAUCGAUAGACUGGAGCAUGUUGUCGAACGCCAACGAAGUUUGGGUAAAUUAGACAACCUACUCUACGAGCUGGACCACAUCCAACAGGAUGACAAAGCCUCUGGGGCUGAAACCGUCCAUGUUAACGGCACCAGCAAGCGGCCGGUAAUAGACCAUUCUCGACAUCAGAGUUUUGCGAGCAGACGGAGCAACAGGGAUGCUAUCCCCGAAGAGGAUGAUGCUCAAACUGAUGCCAUGUCUGAACACGCUUCACGAACUGCAGAUGAGGGACCAGUUGAUAACGGCGAGCCCAUUGGUGAGGAGUUUGACGAGGCUGCAGCUGAUCAGUACCCUCCCCAGAGCCCUGCCCAGACCAAAUUUGUGGAGGAUAAACUGGAAAAUGUCACACAAGAGCUCUUUGAGCUCAAGGUGGAGCAUGAAUCUACUGUGGAGGAUUUCGAUAUCCUUCAGGCUAAGUACGAUGAGGCUCUCCGUACCUUGGCCGAACUUCAAGACGCCGUCGAUGAAGCUCGCCAUACUGUAAAGCGUGAUUCAAUCUUGUCUGUAUCGUCACCGAUCCAGACAAGGCCUACAUCUUUUUUAGCAGACGCGAGGGUAGAAGGACUAAAGGAUGGAGGACAAUAUUCAUCCUCGCGUUCGCUCUCAUCGGAAUUGUCCUCGGCAGGGGAGUUGCCCAGUACAUUGGAAAUAUCUGAUGCUGAAGUCGCGAACAAGAACUCAGAGUCACAAGAGGCGACAAGGAAUAUCGCAAAUGACGAGGCGAUAGCAGCUGAGCUCGAAAGCCUGCGCCAGCUCGCAGCAGAGAAGGAGCAAGCACAAAAGUUGUUGGUUGAGAAACAUGCCCAGCUGGAGGAAGAACAUAUGGAUGUUCUUGACUUAGUAGAGGAGCUCAAGGCCGAGGUUUCCAAGGCCAAGAUGAACCCGCCCAGCUCCCCACGAGCAACCACGCCGGUGAUUCGUCGCAAGUCAAGCCAGAAUGUGAUGAUUAUUGACAAAGCACAUCGCGCAUUCGCUUCUCUGCGAAAUAUUGCCACGGAGAACUUCGAGACAAGUCCAGACGUCAUGGCAAAUUUCGAGCUGAACCUUAACACUGCGAUGCAUGAGCUGCACUCUCGGUCAGAGAGAGUUCAAGAACUAGAGGCCGAUAUCACUGCCGUCAAGAAAGAGAUGGAGAUGAAGAUGACCAUAAUUUCCGGUCUUACUCGAGAACGAUCUAGCAUGAAAGCAUCGCCUAUGGACAUGACUAUGGUUUCUACAAUGCGCGACCAGAUAAUGCAAAGCGAGAAUCAAAUGCGAAUAUUGCAGGAGACACAUGGUGCCCGAGAAAAGGAGUUGUUGGAUGAAGUAGAGGGGCUCCGGGCGGCCAUCGAUGCUCAUGCCGCGGCCUCCAACGAGGACAAGGAUAUCGCUCAGCUACGAGAUGCAGAAAAAGCAACCCAAGACAAGAAGCUAGGUGACCUAGAGGCUGAGCUGGCCAGCUGGGAGGAGAGGCACCAAACUGCCUUAACCUCAAUGCAGACUUCUGAGAAGACCCUCUUAGCGACUGUUGCAGACCUCGAGAAACAGAUAUCGACCAUCGAGGACAACCGGCAACAACAGGUAGCUGGUGAAGAGAAUGAGCUUAUCAGCAACCUGCAAAAGGAGGUUGAUGAACACAAGGCAUCAGUUGCAGCUAACGCCGCUCGCGUAGCUGAGUUGGAACAAUCGCAUGCGGCAGCACUAGAGCAGGUUGAUGAUGUUAUUAAGUCGAGAGAUAUAGCACAUGCGGAGAAAGAAGAACACCAAGCCCUUGUUGCGAAGUUGGAGCAGCAUAUCGCUGAGCACGAAACUGUCGUCAAGACUCAUCAGGACGGAUUAGUCCUCUUGCAAACAAACCACGCCAAGGAGAUUGAGACAGUGAAGGCGACUAUCGACGCUGAUCAUCAGACUCUUCUUGCCGAAAUCGAGUCCAAACAUCAAGCAAGCGUUGAAUCUCUUAAUGUUGAGCUUACUGAAGCCCGCGAUGACCUCACCAAGAUUGCUACUCAAGUUGCAUUUGCGCUUGGCGUUGAUGUCAGCACUGAGAAGCUGCAAGAGAGAAUCGCCGACCUACUCGAUGACCAGAAACUAUUAGCUGAUGAGCAGAAGAAGAGUGGUGAGCUAGAGCAUCACGUGACUGAACUAUCCACCAUCAACGAUACCGUGAUGAAUGAACUCGAGACGGUAAAAUCAGAUCUUGCAGCAUUGGUUGUUGAGACAGUAGACGGGGAUAAGCUGAAGGCCGAACACGCCACUGUUUCAGAGCAGCUCAAAGCAUUGAAGAAGGAGAUGACCGAUUUGGAAACCAAGAACAAGAAGAAUUCGCGUCUUGUCGAUGAGCUUGAGGAACAACUAGCUUCGAACUUUGACCAGCACCAGAUUGCCAAUAACCGUUUCUCUACCUUGCAAUCGGAGCGCAAUCAACAAUUGGACGAAGCGAACACUAAGGCGAUUCGGUUCCAGUCGGAACUCGAAGCCGUCAGGGAAGAAUAUGCCACGCUCCAGGCCAAAUUCGAAGAAGCUCAACAUGAAUCUUCAAAUGUUCCGAAACGGUCAAACUCCGCAACAUCGGGCCUACGCAAGUCUGCAUCCGUCGCAUCAUUACCAUCGCCUCCACCCGCGAUUCCAUUGCCUCCUCUUCCUGGAAGUAUAAACACUACCAUCUCACCUACAAAUGCCGCUGGUGUUCCGGUUCCACAAACACCCACCCAAGGCAACCGACCUACUAGCAAUGACCUCGCUAUUUCCCAAAUCCAAGAGGAUCAAGAAGCUCGCAUUCGGACUAUCGAGAAGCAUCUCUCCGCUGAGAAGCAGCUCACAACGACUCUUGAAGAGGCUCUUACAGACUUGGAGCGACAGAGCAACAAGGUCAAGGCUGAUUGCGACGCUUGGCGCAAACGGGCCAACGAGCUUGAUGCAGAGCUGAAGCAGGCAAAAGAGAAAGAAAAGAACGGUGACGCCGACAAAGAGAACCGGUGGAGCAUGAUGCAGGUCGAGGAAGAGCGAAAGAAGAGACGAGAUGCCGAAAUUGCACGCGCUCAUCUUGAAGAGCGGAUGAACGCCAUCAGCAAGAAGAAGAAGAAGGGGAGCUUAAACUGCUUCUAA
Messenger RNA from Venustampulla echinocandica, 5184 nucleotides. RefSeq names its product putative Chromosome-associated kinesin KIF4B. The record is from RefSeq and is a predicted model, not a curated record. NCBI's taxonomy places the organism in Eukaryota, Fungi, Ascomycota, Leotiomycetes, Helotiales, Pleuroascaceae. Bases 1 to 5184 code for a protein of 1727 amino acids. The transcript is spliced from 4 exons. Gene Ontology annotation, biological process: mitotic spindle organization; microtubule-based movement. Gene Ontology annotation, molecular function: microtubule motor activity; ATP binding; microtubule binding.